Molecule: messenger RNA, 4840 nt
Organism: Anopheles gambiae (African malaria mosquito)
Lineage: Eukaryota; Metazoa; Arthropoda; Insecta; Diptera; Culicidae
Gene: Sox15
Product: putative transcription factor SOX-15
Exons: 3
Coding region: 722-3427 (901 amino acids)
Biological process (GO): anatomical structure morphogenesis; cell differentiation; regulation of DNA-templated transcription
Molecular function (GO): DNA-binding transcription factor activity, RNA polymerase II-specific; RNA polymerase II cis-regulatory region sequence-specific DNA binding
Source: RefSeq, a predicted model, not a curated record
GGGUGAGGCGCUUCACUCACUCGUUACUCACGGAGCAGCUCGCGCACGCAACGCACACGCUUUUCUGCUGCUGCGUCGCUCGUUGUUAUUUGUUGUUCGUCGCCCGUCGUGUAAAUCGUGUCUGCGGCCAGCCAGUGUGAAUCAUUGAGAUUAGUUCCUUCGGUGGUGGAGGAUCCCUAGGAAGAGUUUGGCCGAACUAGACCACAGUGUGGGUGGCAUCGAAGUGAAAAAUUUCUUUAAGAAAAUUUAAUUAUGUGAAGAAAAAAACACAAGGAAAAUGAAGAUCACUUAAUUGAGGGAAUUUUUCCAGUGAACCUAUCAAGGGUGGGUUUUCCCCUCUGCGUGUAAGGGUUGCGUGGGGAACAGAUCCUAAACCAGUGUGAAUGUACGUGCAUAAAAGUGUGUUGUAUUAAGAGUGCAAUUUAAACUUCCAAAAAACAACACAAUUAAGGUGAUACAACAUCAACCUAUGAAGUUGAUGCAAAACGCGUGUGUUUCUUAUAUACUACAAAAUAAUAUAAAUCUAAAGGAUCGGUGAAAGUGGUUAGUGAAUGUUUUUGUGAGAAGAAAUAUAGUGAAACCGGAAGUGCAAUUUUGCGGUAACACAAUCCUUCCAAGUGGUGCUGCAGUGUGUGUGCGUGAAUAUAUAGCAACCAAUUUCCACGGCUACUGCGUGAACUCAGAAGGCAGAAAACAAUCACAACAAACCCUACACAGCACGAUGGAGUCGGACGGUGAGCGUGGUGGUGAUGCCGGAUACAACCAUUACAACUCUCCUCAGCACCAACAGAGCUACCAUCGGAACUACGACGAGUAUGUCCACCCAAUGCAACAGCAGCAGCAACAGCAGCAACAACAACAGCAACACAAUGCAGCGGCCAGCUCGCCCCUAUCCACGCUCUCCCAGCACGGCAGCAUGAUGGCCCCGCAAAGCCCUAGCAUGCUCGGUGGCACCAACGGGAUGAUGCCGUCGCCCCUGAUGCAGUCCCAUUCGCCGCUGCUCUCUUCGAACGCUUCCCUGCUUCAGUCCCAAUCGCCGCUGCUGUCCAGCUCGCCGCUAAUGAGCCAGUACAGCCCGUACCACCAUCAGGACGUGCCGAUGCCGACGAUCCUACCGCAGGACGAACCGGGCGGUGGUGGUGGUGGUGGUGGCUGGGGUGGAUAUGCACUGACCGCGGCUGGGCCUUAUCAGAGUGAGUUCUGCGCCUCCAACUAUGGUGUGCUGCACCAGCGCCAGGCGUACGGGGGACCGCACGGCGCAGGUAAACUGGGACCGCACGGCGGUCUCAAGAGUGCCAAGGAGGCCCGGAUCCGACGACCGAUGAAUGCGUUCAUGGUGUGGGCCAAGGUCGAGCGGAAGAAGCUGGCCGACGAGAAUCCCGAUCUGCACAAUGCCGAUCUCAGCAAAAUGCUCGGUAAAAAGUGGCGCUCUCUAACGCCUCAGGAUCGUCGUCCGUACGUGGAGGAAGCGGAACGGCUGCGAGUGAUCCACAUGACCGAGCAUCCCAACUACAAGUAUCGUCCCCGGCGCCGAAAGCACGCCAAAGCUCGGGCAGGACCAAACGGUGGAGCCGGGUCACUCGGGACGGGCGCAUCGGUGGGCGCCAACAGCCAGGGCAGUGCUGCCGGGGCCAACCUUACGGUUAACAAUUCGUCCCCGAGCGAACUGAACUACGGCGACGGUGAUUCCUCUCAGCGCAUGAGCCCGUUCACGUACAACCCGCACUACUACGCCGGUAGCAACAACGCACUCAACACGCCCGACUCGAGCCCAACGCAAAGCCCGGAACCGAUCGCCGUCCCGCCAACCGUCGGCAGCCGCAAGCUGGCUGCCGUAGCGGCGGCAGCGGCUGCAAACGGAGGCGCCGUACCUGCCAACGGGGACUCCAAGAUGGACGAUGUGUCGUCUGCCCUGCCGACUCCCGAGAUGAGCCCGUUGGAGCUGGAGAAGGAACCGGGCUUCGGUGGAGGACUCCAUUCGGCACACGCCGGCAGCUACGAUGACCUGAAGAGCAAGCAGAAGCUGACGUACGACGGAGUGUACGGUGUGAAGAGUGAGCAGAAGCUGCCCGCCACCUUCCAGGCCCAUGCGUACGAACACGAAACGCACCAGAGUCAUCAACAGCAGCACCACCAGCAGCAGCAGCAGCAACAUCAUCAGAGUCAACAUCAUCACCACCACCAACAAGACGCUCUCGUGAAGCGUGAGUACGGUGGAUUUGGGCACGGUGGCGAAAAACGAUACGCGUACGAAGGCGUGGGACAGCUGGUAAAUGGCAGUGGACUGCACGAGAAGCGCAACUACCUGUCGGUGAGCUCCGGAUCCACCACGACCACCGCCAUGGUGAACGGGAUGUACGUGAUGUGCACGAACCGGAGCAUCCUGGACCAGGGCCACAUCGUGACCGGCACGUACUUCCCGCCGCUGGCAACGUCGGAGGAUCACCAGACGCUCGGCACGACCACCAUGACGACCAGCAGUCACGGUCCGACGCAUCUCAGUACAAACAGCAACCACAACAACGGCAGUGGCAACAGCAACAACAGCCCCGGCACUGCCGCCAACGCGCAGAGUCAGCUGAAGAGCUCCAACGGACUGCUCGGUGCGGGAGUUUCCACCGCAAACACGCAGAUGUCCCAGAUCAGCAACAGCAAUGCGCAACAUUUACAGCAACAGCAGCAGCAGCAGCAACAACAGGCGAUUUCUAAUGAGCAACUCAAUAGCUACUACGGCACGGCGUCGCUACCGAACGGGACGCUGCCGACGUACUCGUACGCGUACAAAGACUACGGCAUCAUGUACGAGAGUCACAGCAUCCCCGGACAGGAUGUGGAGGGUGUUGAUUCGCGCGAUCUGGAAAAGUACCUCAAGUACCCGGACAGCAAUCAAAACUUUAACGGGUAUGACAGUGCGUCCUACCAUCAGACGGCGGGAUCUUCCCCGGCCGGUGGAUCUAUCUAUGGACUGCCGCAGGGUGAGUACUACACGUAUGGAGGCGCUGUACUCGCACAUCAGUCUCCACAACAUCAGGCGCAACAGCAACAACAUCAGCAGCAGCAGCAGCAACAACAACAGCAGCAGCAUCAACACCAACAGUCUCAUCAGCUCUCGCUAUCAGCCAACGGAGGAGGAGGAGGCCAAGGCAUUCCCAAGCUUUCGGACGUGAUGCUGCAGGGUCCAGGAUCGCAUCAGCUGCCCUCCACUCCGGUCGCUCUGUACGCGCUGCCACAGCUUCAGCACGCGCAGCAUCUUGCCGCAGCCGGCGGAGGAACCACUCAGCUGGUGUCGGUGCAGCACGGUGGCCAUCCGCUCGGCCCGAACGUCGGCACGAUGGCCGACAUCUACGUCGCGAACGAGCAGCAGCUGAAGGACGACGAGUUUAGCAACAUACUGGCCGGUGUGCGCAAAACCUGCUACAGCAAUUAGGGCGCGGUUGCCGGACGGCCGGGUCCCCGGAGGGCUCGUGGAAAUACUCAAAAUAGGACUCUCGGGGUGGGUUAUAUCCGAGAUCCUUUUCUUCCCCCAAGGUAGUAGAGCUUCAUUUCAGUUUAUAGCUGUGUUUUUUUUCUGUUUGUUGUUUAGAAGAAGCUCGCCCACACACACACGCACUCGUACUCUCGUAUUAAUCAAAUCCCUUCACUCGUUACGCUGUUGCAAAUCCCUUUGAUUUUUUGUUUAGUUGUUAGUGUUUUGUGUAAAUUAAUGAUCAUUUCUCGAUUCCCCAACGUGUGGUACCCACCGAAAAUCAAAUUCACGUUCAAAGUGACUCUGUGUAUACUGGGGAGUAAACUGUUGGAGAAAAAGAAGGUUCCACAGCGCGGACUACGAGUGAACCAAAGGUUUUGCUUUUCUUUCGUCCCCAGCGUGAGCAAUAACAGUGUAGCGUAAUUUUAAUGCAAUUUUGUAAAAAUAAGAACCCAUGUGUGUGAGAGGAGAGGCGCGACGAUUAAGUUAUCUUUUUUUUUUGCACCUUAUUGAAGUUGCUCCAAGUUUUUCCCCAAUACGUAUUGUGUGAGACGACAUUUGUACAUAGCGUGUGUUUUUCUAUCAUAUACUCUCGUUACGAGCGCGAGAAUAUUGUACAGAAGCGGAUGUAGAAAAUCACAUAAAGGUUGUAGUUAAACUUUUUCAAAACAAAAAGCAACAGUAAAAAAAAAAAUUAGACAUCAGUCCCCCUUAAGCAGGGGAAAAGUAUCAUCACAUUCCGCUAGAAUAAUGAUCGUAGAUUAGUAACAAGUGGGGAGGGCCGGAAAACAACAUUAUUAUAGAGGUUAAUUAAUCGCCCAGGCAUUAGGCGAGCUAGCAACAGUAGGAACCAACGACGACGUGCGUGGCGAUGAGUGCCUAACGACGAUUGACGAUUCGAAAAUGCGCCACCUUCUGUUUUGUGUCUUUAGGGGAGAGUCUCUGGUGGGAAAACUCUGGAUGUGAUGAUCCUCCUGCCCUGGGAGGAAUCGGGAAAAAUCACGAAAGCGGUAUAAAUCAUCGCGCAGCCGUAUCUAUGAAUCAUUUAUGUUGAGAAGAUCAUUAAAUUGAAAUCACAUCAAAGGCUGACUUUACGACCAUCUGAGCUUAGAGGGAGGGAAGGUGUCGUUCCUUCGGUUCCCCCGUUUGUUGAGCGCUUUCCGUUCAUUAUUUUCCCCCCGAAAAAAACAAAAACAAAAAGUAGUUCGAUUUCCUGCAAGUCGUCGUUGGCUCACUUUCACGUCGGAAAAGCGGCCUUCCUGGCCGUAAUGAGUAAGGUAUGUUUAGAAUAACAAAAAAAGAGAGCGGUUCAGAAAGGCCCAAGGAAUGUAUGAGUGAAAUAAAUUAAAAGCAAUGAUAGAUGUUCAACCAAUA